Guillardia theta CCMP2712 is the source of this 1488-nucleotide messenger RNA. RefSeq lists its product as hypothetical. Bases 1 to 1488 code for a protein of 495 amino acids. NCBI's taxonomy places the organism in Eukaryota, Cryptophyceae, Pyrenomonadales, Geminigeraceae. The record is from RefSeq and is a predicted model, not a curated record. The transcript is spliced from 13 exons.
AUGUCUCAUGGAAAAUGGUUGCCGGCUGUACUGGCAUGUGCGGCUCUGGUACUUAUCACCCUGCAUGCUGUGCCAGCGCGUCAGUCGCUCCUGUCAAGGGAGAGCACGCGCAAGGACUUGCAGGAAGAAGCUGAGUACAAGAAGAUGUGGAGCAGGAUGGACUCAGCGGAUGAGGCCACGGCAAGGAAGGUGGAUAUGCUGCACAAGGAGCGGUAUGAGCUGGGGGUCGGGACGCGGUAUGCUUCCUCGCAUGCCGCGAGCAUGUUUGGUGGUGCACCCCAGCGGGACAGGAGGGCGGAGGAGUUGCGGAGGAGGUUCGUGAAGGAGGUGGGAGAGGAGGAGGGGAGGAAGGUGUCCCUGCAUGCUGGGAGACGAGAGGGAGACGAAGACGAGAGGAAGUCCGAGGACAGCUUCUUCGACCGGCUGGCAGGCAGCAAGGACGCAGCACACGAGGCCGUGGAGGAGGAGCAUGCGAGGAAGGAGCGAUGGCUCGCAGCCGUCAAGGCGCAUGUCAAGCAGGCAGCGGAUCGGAAUCAUAGGAGGGACAUGCGAUACUGGGACAAAUUGGAGAGGGAGGAUCGUGCGAAGGGCUCGGAGCACUCGAGCAGGAUCAUGUCGCAGCAAGAACGAAAGGAGUUCCAGGAGGAGGAGCGUGAGAUCGCAAAUUCCGUCAACACGCAUGCGCAACCGAAUCACGCACAAGAGAAGACAGGAGCAGGAGAGACAGAGGGGGCGCGGCAACAUGUCAGCCGGGUUGUGCGUGCCGAGCAGCAAGUGAAGCAUGCUCUGUCGGCCACGAGAAAUGUUGAAGAUGCUAGUCAGGCUCCUGUCGACAAGAAACAACUCGCUGCCGCUCCAUCACAUUCCGACAAGUUACAGGAUAACGGGCGGGGCCUUGCUAAGAAGUCUCGGGGACAUGGCGGGUCUCUGAGAGAGGAGGAUGGAGAAGAGGAAGCGAGGAGAGAUGAGGAGAUGAAGAGAAGGGAGAUGAGAGAAGAGAAAGAGGUCAAACAAAGGGAACAACACGAGAAACAAAUCAUGAAGCACACAAGGUCCUCGUCGUUGAUCAAACAUCGCCACAUCGCCAUCAAGGAUCAACUGGGCGACGACCUCGAACGAUUCAUCGACAGUAGACCAGGAGUCAAAGUCUCAAAUAAUGUCGACAAGCUGCUGAGAAGCAACAAGAUUGUCAAUCCCCAGCAAGAAGCUGUUCGUAAGGAAGUUCGCCAGGCCACACAGGGCUCCUUCAACCUUGUGGGGCUGCUGGACAACCUCUUCUAUGGGACGCCGCUGCCGAGGGCGAGGAGGAGCGAAAAGUUUGCGGGCAGUGAGGGAGGAGGGAGGAGGGGGAGGGGGAAAGAGGAGUCAGUCAAUCAGAAUCUCUUCGGCUUCUUCGACGACGAUAAGCAGCAUAAGAAGAUGAAAAUCCUCCGCACUCGCCCCGCUGGCUUCAAGCAGAAGUACAACGUGUACAAGUACAUCGAGUGA